CCUCUCUUCUCUCUCUACUAGAGUCUAGAGCUUUAGAGCCACCACAAACGCACCUCAAGAUCCACAGAUAAUCGAACACAGAGUCCAAGAACUCCGACACAGACAUGGAGGACGAGGAGGAGGAGGACAAGAGCACCAAGGCUGAUGAUGUGGGAUGCAAGAAGAAUGUGACGAGGCUCCAGAGGUCAUUCCUCCACCUGUCCAGAGCGAUCGGCAAGCUCCACGGCCGCCGGGGCCACGCGAACGCCAACGGCGAGACGUCGCUGUCGUCGUCGUCCUCCGCUGCCACUUCGUUCCUCUCCGGGUGCAUGCAUCCCCGGACCCACUCCUUCGCCUCCGGCCGCCAUCACCGCCACAAGCACGACGACGACGACGAUGGCAGCGGGGACGCCCUCGCCGUCAACUUCAGGUCUCUACGGAUCAGCCUCGCCGCCUCGGCUGCCCCUGUCGUCCCCGGCGACGACGAGGGCGACUCGUCGUCGGCGCAGGAUUGUUGUUACGGCGACGGCGGCGGGAGAGGGAGCGAGGCAGACGACGAGCCCAAUAAGGCGGUGGUGGCCCAAGGCGCCGGCGUCGCGGUGGCGACGCUCUCCGCGGCGCCGUACGAGGACUUCCGGCGGUCCAUGCGGGAGAUGGUGGACGCCGGCGCCGCGGCGGCGGCCGUGGACUGGGACUUCAUGGAGGAGCUGCUGUUCUGCUACCUCCGCCUCAACGACCGCGCCGUGCACAAGGACAUCCUCCGCGCGUUCACCGACACGGUCGCCGCGAUCCGGCGCCACCGGCACCGGCGGAGGGCGGCCAACAAGAGCAGGCGGACGCGUCGGCGGCGCCGGAGGCAGCCGGGGGCGGGAGGAGACGGCCGCGGCGACUGUGAUGGGGCCGGCGAGGCAGUGACGACCUCGAUCUCGUCGUGACUGGCAAAUGUGUACGUGUGCAUAACCCCGGCGCGCGCCUCUCGCCGUCGGCGUCCCGGCGGUCAGUCGGUGACCGCAGGAGUUAAUACGCGUACGCGUGCGCGCUUUAGCUGAAGUAACGUAACGUGCAUGUUAAUGGCUCAGCUGUCAUACGACUCCCUUCCGUAGUAGCAGUGUUAUCAGACCCUUUCUUCUCCGUCCACAGCCACCUUACUCCUUUUUCAUCACUAUAUAAUAUAUAUAUGUUGCUACUUU
This is a messenger RNA of Sorghum bicolor (sorghum), 1169 nucleotides long. RefSeq lists its product as uncharacterized. NCBI's taxonomy places the organism in Eukaryota, Viridiplantae, Streptophyta, Magnoliopsida, Poales, Poaceae. Gene Ontology annotation, biological process: negative regulation of DNA-templated transcription. The transcript has a single exon. The record is from RefSeq and is a predicted model, not a curated record. The coding region runs from base 105 to 914 and encodes 269 amino acids.